Molecule: messenger RNA, 1238 nt
Organism: Moneuplotes crassus
Lineage: Eukaryota; Ciliophora; Spirotrichea; Euplotida; Euplotidae
Source: the annotation of a GenBank genome assembly
AUGUCUCAAACAAAGAAUUUCUUACACUUAAGAAAUAAGCUUAAUUGUCUCCACUAUUCUGACCCUCUAUCGAAGGAAAGUUGUGCUUUAGUAGGGAAAUUACUGGCUGAGAUAGCAAAAAUGACUGAGAACUUCCAGAAAGAAAAAACCAGAGCUGACACUCUUGAAAACACAGUCAGACAGGAGCAGAUUGCUCUCCUCCCUCUCCAGAAGGAGAACGCAAGAGUUGUCAGAGAGAAUAAUUCUCUUCACAAAGAGAUUAUCACUGUGAAGGAGAAUCUCGCUCAGAAUGAUAAUAGUUGGCAGAAGCAGUUCAGACAACUUGAGUCUGAAUAUAAUGACAUCAAGAACGCACUGAAAAUGAAGGACUUUGAACUUAAGAAUCUUAGGAAUAGAAACAGAAAAUUAGAAGAAAAAUUAGGCGGAAUAGUCAAGCAAAAUACAAUGACAAAUGGUUGGCAAGUUGCCCCAUCUUACUCACAACAAGAGAAUGAAGAAGAGCCAACAUCGCGCCCUAAAAUGGAAAUGACUUACAUGCUCGAAAAACAGACAAGUAGGGAGUUAGAAAGCGCUGAAGAGGAAAAUCUUUUUAAUCAAGUUUGUGAAGCAGACACUCGUCUUCAGAUCACACAUAAUGAAUUAAACGCUUACCGUCAGCUUAAGGAAGAAACUGACUUAAAGUUCAAACAACUUGAAUCCAUGAUUCAUGAAAGAGAUAAAGAAAUCUCUCGACUGAAUAACCUCUACACUGGUACUGAAACCACCGUACAAGCAGCUUUCCAUGAAAAAGACAAUCAGCAAACUAUUGCAAAGCUUAAUAGUCAACUUGACUUUAUCAACAAAGAAAACAACAGACUUCAAUCAAUCAUUGAAGGCCUGAAAACAAGGAAGAAGUCUGCACCUGGUCUUUAUAAAGAGAAUAGAAAAGCUGGCUCCAAACUUGAGAAGCUUCAAAAGGGUAAAUUUAUUUCGAGAGCUUUAGAUAAUGAGCAAUUAAGAAGACAAAACGAGGCUUGUGAGAACCAAAUCUCUCAACUUCAACAAAAAGAAACAAGUCUUACUAAAGGCAUUCUUCUCAAUUAUGUUGAUAAAAACAAAUAUCUUGCUGCUCUGCAAACAAUUUCUUUACACGAACAGCAAUGAGCGAAGUUGAAAACUCUGAUCACUGCUCUCGAAAACCAGCAGAAACUUCAAACUCUCAGCACACUCAAGAAGUCUUUUGAUCUAGCUUAAAUUUG